AUGCAAAAAUUACUUGAUGAUACUGAUAAAGCUAUUAAAGAAGGUGUAAAAAAUAAUAAAGAAUCAAAAAAUCAUUUAAUUCUUUUAAUUAAAAAGAUACUUACUGAUUUAGGAUAUUUUGGUGAUCCUGAACUUAUUCUUACAAAUCCAAAAAGAAUACUUGAACUUUCAAAUAAUAUUAUUCUUCAAUAUAAUAAAUAUAUUAAUGAAAAACAAAAUUUAUCUAAAAUUCUUGUUUCUCCAAAAGUUAAUCUUUCUGUUAAUUCAUUAGAAUCUCUUGAUCAUAGAAUUAACUCAAAAAAUGCUUUACUUCCUAUUGAAAUUGAAAAUAAUACUUAUGAAAUUGAAUCUCCUAUUUUAUUCUUUGGAGAUGAUACAAAACAAGUUUGGCAAUACCAAUUUCAAGAUAAUCAAAAUUUACCAAAGAUAGAAGAUAUGAAUCUUAUUGAAGUUUCUACUAAAGAAGAAUUAAAAUUAUUUAUGGAAAAAGUUAUGCAAUAUCAUCAAGUUUCUCUUUCAUUUGGUAUUGAUAAAAGAAACAAUUAUAGAGGAUAUCUUUGUAUUCUUUUUAUUGCUUUUAGUAAUUUUGUUUAUGUUCUAGAUAUUUUAAAAUUAAAAGAAUCUUUUGAGAUAAUCUCUAUUCUUUUUGAAAGUACUUCUAUUGAAAAAGUAUGUUAUAAAGCUUUUGGAAUUAGAACAUUAUAUUAUCAAUUUAAAAUAACAACAAAUAAUGUAUUUUUAUUAGAUGUAGCUUGUCAAAAAAUGAAUAUUUGUUAUAAUUAUUCUGAUUUAUUUAAAACAAUGACAAAUAGAAUUCCCGAAACAAAUGAUGAAUGGAUGAUUAGACCUUAUUCAAAAUAUAUUAUUUGUUGGUUUGGAUUAGAUACAUUACAACUUCUUAAUUUCUCUAUUAAAAUACGAAAUAAAUUAAUAGAACAACAUCUUCUUCAUGAUGUAUUUAUGGAAAGUGAUAAAGAAAUAUUACCAGGUGGAAGAAAAUAUGAAUUGAAACGAAUUAUUAAAAAGAGAGCGUCUUAUAGAAAGUAUUCCAAAGAACAAUUUAAGGCAUUUAAUCAAUUAUGUGAAUGGAGAGAAACAACAGCAAAAAACCAAAAUAUUAGUGUAAAUGAAAUUCUAAAACUUAGUGAAAUUGAAACAAUAAUUGGAAGUGGUGCUUCUAGUUUAGAAGAAUUUAGUGAUAUUUUACCAAAUAAUGGAAUGGUAUUAUUGUAUGGAGAUGAAAUUACUUCAAUUUUACAAGAUUAUCAUUUUCAUUUUAAUUCUAUUAAACAACAUGGUUGGAUUAAUGUUGAAGGUGUAUUUUCUAAAGAAGAACCAAUGAUGAUUUUCAAACACUGUGAAUGGAAAGAACAAGAAAGAAAGUUAAAAGAAAGUAUUCAAAAACCAUAUGACGUUCUAUCAACUAAUGAUACAACCCCUUUGGAACAAAUGAUUUUAAAAAAAGUAUUAUUAACACCUACUGUAGAAGAGUAUGAAGAACUAAGAAAUGAACAUACACCAUCACCACAAUUACCAGAAUCUAUAGAAGAAAUAUACAAAUGGUCAAGGUUAAGUCGUAAAAUUAACAAAAAGAAAAUAAAUAAAAUGUAA
Molecule: messenger RNA, 1611 nt
Organism: Entamoeba dispar SAW760
Lineage: Eukaryota; Evosea; Mastigamoebida; Endamoebidae
Exons: 1
Coding region: 1-1611 (536 amino acids)
Biological process (GO): nuclear polyadenylation-dependent snRNA catabolic process; nuclear polyadenylation-dependent rRNA catabolic process; nuclear polyadenylation-dependent snoRNA catabolic process
Cellular component (GO): nuclear exosome (RNase complex); nucleolus
Molecular function (GO): 3'-5'-RNA exonuclease activity; nucleotide binding; nucleic acid binding
Source: RefSeq, a predicted model, not a curated record